Prunus dulcis (almond) is the source of this 600-nucleotide messenger RNA. RefSeq lists its product as uncharacterized. NCBI's taxonomy places the organism in Eukaryota, Viridiplantae, Streptophyta, Magnoliopsida, Rosales, Rosaceae. Bases 1 to 600 code for a protein of 199 amino acids. The record is from RefSeq and is a predicted model, not a curated record. The transcript has 3 exons.
AUGAGGUGGGUACAAAAGUUCCUCAAUUGGCUCAAGAUUAUUGACAACAAGGUUAGAGAAUCACAACUGAAAGAUGCUUCAUCUUCCAAGGCUUCCGCUUCUGCUUCCGCUUCUAAGGACGACGCUUUCGUUUCUGCUUCUGAGGACGACGCUUCAGCUUCUAAGAAAGCCGAGAAAGAAUGUUUCUUGAAACAUUUUUUCAAGAAUGAAGUAGAUCCAGAGCCCGAGGACCAAGACGUCGAUCCAGUGCCCAAAGACCAAGCUUUCAUGGAACCACUUUUCCUAGAAGAAGUCGAGUCAGAAGACCAAUUUUCGGUGGAGUUAGAUUGGGACCGCCUCCUCACUAAAAUCUUGGAAGAUGACGCUUCUGCUUCCUCUUCGAAAGACAACGAUUCCGCUUCCAUGGACGACGGUUUCACUUCCACUUCCAGGGACGACGGUUUCACUUCCACUUCCAAGGACGACCCUUCCGCUUCCAUUGAUGACGCUUUCAAUUCUAAGAAAGCUGAGAAAGAACGUUUCUUGAAAGAUUUUUUCAAGAAAGAAGUGGAUCCAGAGCUAGAGGACCAAGACGUUGAUCCAGAGCCCGACUUUCAUUGA